Molecule: messenger RNA, 975 nt
Organism: Ricinus communis (castor bean)
Lineage: Eukaryota; Viridiplantae; Streptophyta; Magnoliopsida; Malpighiales; Euphorbiaceae
Product: cationic amino acid transporter 1
Biological process (GO): amino acid transport; transmembrane transport
Cellular component (GO): plasma membrane
Molecular function (GO): L-glutamate transmembrane transporter activity; L-lysine transmembrane transporter activity
Source: RefSeq, a predicted model, not a curated record
AUGAAUUUGACUCAGCAAUAUUCUCAAAUUAAAUCCCAUUCCCCUAAUUUCCCCUUUCUAUUCCCCUCUCCUAUUUCUCGUAACUCCUGUUACCCCCGUUCAUGGACAUCAUAUUUCGCCACUCUUUACAACCAUGAUCUUGAUGACUUCAGGAUCACAGCCCACAACCUCCCUGAUGAUUAUGGCCACUUAGACCCCAACGUUGUUGUUGUUGCUUCUGUAAUCUGUAUCCUUGCCGUUCUUAGGAUAGAGGGGUCUUCUCGCUUCAAUUAUGUUGCUUCCAUUGUCCACGUCAUCACCAUCCUCUUCAUCAUCAUCACUGGCUUUACCAAAGCCGAUACUAAAAACUAUAGCCCUUUUCCACCUUAUAACUCUCGUGGUAUUUUUGUAGCUUCAACUGUAGUUUUCUUUGCAUAUGUUGGGUUCGAUGCUAUCUCUACAAUGGCAGAAGAAAGUAAGAACCCAACUCGAGAUAUCCCUAUAGGGCUUGUGGGUUCAAUGACAGUAAUUGCCUUAGCCUAUUGUUUAUUAGCUGCAGUACUUUGCCUUAUGGUUCCAUACAGGCAUAUCGAUCCCGAUGCUGCAUUUUCAGUAGUGUUUGAGUAUGUAGGUACAAGUUGGGCCAAGGCGCGCUGCAGUAUGACCUUGCUAUGCACAGCAAGCCAAGCUCAUUAUCUUACACACAUUGCUCGUACUCAUAUGAUGCUGCCAUGGUUCGCUCUCAAUGAGAAGACAGGAACUCCAGUUAAUGCAACAGUUUUAAUGAUCAUUGCUACUGCUAUUGUUGCCUUCUUUACGAAGAUGGAUAUUCUUACUAACCUUCUGUCAAUUUCUACUCUGUUCAUCUUCGUGCUUGUGGCUGUUGCACUUCUUGUCCGUAGAUACUAUGUUACUGGGGUAACAACGCCUGCUAAUCAUGCCAAGCUAGCUGUGUGCCUUGCUCUCAUAGGAGAGGGGAAUAGGAGAGGGAAAUAG